ACUAUUUAUAUAAUGUUUUAUUUGCCACGGUAGUUAAAUAAAAGUUAAAUGGUUAACUUCUGUAUCAUGUCUAUGCUGAAAGGUUUCAAUUUAUCUCAUGUUCACUUUCUUUAUUUUGAAACGUAUUACCGGAAGCGCAGUGUGUUAUAUAUUCAGUGUGUCUUGAUGAUGCUGAUGAAUAACAAAGUGCUGUUGAAGUGAGCAACAGACUCUAAACUUCUCCAUCAGGACCAGACUGGAGGUCGAACUGUUUUGUGGAUUUUUUUAUAUUAUUCUAGGAGUAAUAAUAAUAUUAGAUGGUUUCUUUCACUGCAUAUGAAAUAUUAGUUAUUUGACUGAAAUUUUAGUCCACACAUGACCUACUGACAAGGAUACGAUUUAUAUAAUGUUUUAUGCAAUUAAGUGCCAAGGUAGUUAAAUAAAAGUUAAAUGGUUAACUUCUGUAUCAUGUCUAUGCUGAAAGGUUUCAAUUUAUCUCAUGUUCACUUUUUUUCUUUAUUUUGAAACGUAUAACCGGAAGCGCAGUGUGUCUUGAUGAUGCUGAUGAAUAACAAAGUGAAGCUGAAGUGAGCAACAGACUCUAAACUUCUGCAUCAGGACCGGACUGGAGGAGCGGACUGUUGUGUGGACUUUUUAUUUGUUUAUUCCAGGAGUCUAAUCAUAUUAGUUGCAGCACAUGUCUGUGAAAGACUCAGGUAACACGGACUAUUUAUAUUUAUACUUAGUUCAACGGUAAAAAAAAAAAGAAAAAGAAAAGAAGAAGAGAUGAGCCCGGUGUUGUUAGUGUUGCUGCUCUGUGUGCGGAGCGCAGAGCUCCGUCACCUCAACAGAGCAGAGGAUGCUGCACCUCCAGCUGCUGCUGCGGGGACUCAGGACUGCACCAGUUGGAUUCUGAAACUUUCAACCAGUUCCAGAAUUCCCAGAGUUCCCGAGCUGAGGCGCGUCCCCAGGGGAACCAAAGACGACGGGAGUUCCAGGACACGCGACGACCCGAGCGGGUACUUCACCACCCCGCGGCUACCGGCCUCCACCGCCCGGCCGGGUAACCUCUCCUCCGGGCUUCUCAACCCGCUGUUCCCGGUCACCGACGGCUCCUACUGGGCCUACGCGGUCAUGCUGCUGGCGCUCGUGCUGUUCGCGGCGGGCAUCGUGGGUAACCUCGCGCUCAUGUGCAUCGUGUGGCACAGCUUCUACCUGAAGAGCGCGUGGAACUGCAUCCUCGCGGGGCUCGCCUUCUGGGACUUCCUCGUGCUCUUCUUCUGCCUGCCCGUGGUCGUCUUCCACGAGCUCACACUGAAGAGGUUGCUAGGAGACCUGUCCUGUCGGCUCGUGCCAUACCUGGAGGUGACCUCUCUGGGCGUGGCCACAUUCAGCCUCUGUGCUCUGAGUAUUGAUCGCUUCCAUGCGGCCACCGGCCCCGGGCCCGCUCAGACGCCGAGGGUUGAGCCCUGCCAGUCCAUCCUGUCCAAACUGUCCGUCAUCUGGGUGGGCUCCAUGGUGCUGGCCGCCCCUGAGCUGCUGCUUUGGCAGCUCGUCCAGGAAACUGUCAGCCUGCCGAUGCUCCCCAGCGACCAGCAGCAGAGCUUGCCGGGAGGCUCGCUGAUGGCUGCCUUUAGAGCCCGAACAGACGCGUUCAAGGUGGAUAUCUGUGUCCGUGAGCCGUCUGUGGAGCUCCCAGAGAGCAUCUACUCUCUGGUGCUGACAUACCACGAGGCCCGCAUGUGGUGGGUCUUUGGGUGCUACAUCUGUUUGCCACUGCUCUUCACUCUGGCCUGCGACCUGGUGACGAGACAAGUGUUAGCCCAGCGUCUACCGCAGAAACCCGCCGGUGACAAGGUGGCUGGCAGAUGCUCCUCCUCCUCUUCGUCUUCCUCCUCGUCCAAGAAAAAGCAGCACACGAGAGAGCACAGGCUGCGCUCCACUGUGAUGGCGCUCACCAUCUUGUACGUCAUAUGCAACCUGCCGGAGAGCAUUUGUAACAUCACCCUGGCGUACGUCUCCGACCACGUGUCCGCCGCGCUCCCGGCUCUGGCUCUGCCAGCGCUGAGUCUGAUUGGACAGUUCCUGCUGUUUGUGCGUUGCUCGGCGACGCCGGUGUUGCUGCUGUGCCUGUGUCGCUCGCUGGGCCAGGCCUUCAUGGACUGCUGCUGCUGCUGUUGUGAAGAGUGCCUUCCCGACGGCAACUCCUCUUCAUCCUCAUCUGCCUCAACCGCCGCCACCUCCAACCUGUCCUCGCCCACAUCGCCCUCUCCGUCCUCCCUGUUUCCUUCCAGCAAAGAUGAGACGAUGAAGAGCCUGUUGGCUACAGAACCAGCAGUCUGCUACGACAGGGCAAAAGACGCUUCAACAGCUAUCGGGACGCCCUGCUGAGACAUCCAGGACCAGUUAGUUAAGUCAAAUGUUAAGCUGCCAAGCUUGACACAAACAAAGAGAGUCAGAGAGAAAAGUCACAAAGAGAAAGAAACCAGAAAAAGAGGAAAAACAAUAGAGAAACUAAACAAUGGGGAGACGAGAAAUGUUCUUCUUUCCAAACAAAGAAGGAAAAACAGAGAGGAGAGAGGGGGGAAAAGAAGAGUCUUCUGUCAGUGGAGAGUUGCAUUUGUUCCUAAAGCAUCAUGUUUUCUCGGUGAACAUCAGGACACUUUGGGAGAAUCCUUGUGUGGAUUAAUGUUUGGGAAAAAAAGAGAAAUGGUGGAUGUUUGCUCUGAUCUGCAGUGGAAGGAAUGCCACGCAGCAGCGCUCUCGACACCCACUGAAGGAGAAAGCUGUUCACGCCUGACUGAGACGCUCCUUUUAGUCAUUAUUCAAUUAUCGAAGGUCACAGCUUCACAAUAACAGCUGGCCUUUGAGUUUCUGCAGACAUAAUAAACACAGUCGCUCUGUGACAAGUUGCUGGGAGAGCAGACAAGAAUGCCUCGCUUGCCCAAGGAUUUAGAGGCCUUUCUCAGCUUUUUCUUUUUAAUAAGUAGAUCUAAAAAAUCUCAUUCAUUUCUACUAGCAAACCAUUUAUACAGUUUUUAAUAAUAACUUGUAAUAUAUAGCCAGAAAUUCAUCUGGGAAGUUUGACAACAAGUUUCUCUCACAAGAUACCUUUUCUAUAAUAAUAUUUUAAUAUCUUCUGGGCACAAUUUCCAUUUCUUAAUCCAUGUAUUGUAUUAUCUUAUUAACAUAUUCAGAUAUUAUCUUGUCUUUGCAAGAUAAUAUAUGGAUCAGAUCCAGAUCUUGUGGGUAUUUUAUUUUGUGUGAUGAUGUUAUUUUGAUAUAUGAAGUUGUGUAUGGACAAUAAUAUCUUGCACACAAAUGAUAUGGAUCUUAUGCGGAAGAUACUGUCUUGUACGUACAAGAUAAUAUCCUGUGCAAAAUAUAUGGAUAAAGAUAUGGAUCUGUGUCCACAAUAACUCAAGAUAUUAAAAGAAAGUAGACAUUUAACUGCUGUUAAAAGUCUCCUUUUUACAUUUACAUUUCUACGUCUGUUCAAUAAACUGAAUACAACAUGUGAAUUUCAUCUCUUUCGAUGGCGCUAAGCAGGUUCCCCUUGCUUUCAGGCUAACUGCUAAGCAAAAGGCGUAACACGUCCUGUCACUGAAUUCAUACUUAUAACUCAAAACUCAUACUUAUAACUUAAACAAAACAUCAGAUAGAUGUCUAACUUAAUUGGCUGCACAAAACUGUCUAGUUCUUUGUUAUCUUAAAGGAAUACUUCACCCUCAAAAGGACCAUUUUAUAUCAAUUACUCACCGUGUUACCUUGAUUUCUUGCAGAAAACUUUGUUUUUCUCGCAUGCCUCCACGGUGAACAGUUUUUUAUUCUCUCUUCACCAUGGAGGCAUGUGAGAAAAGAAAAAGUUUUCUUAAAGAAUUCAAGGUAACAUGGGGUGAGUCAUUGAUAUGCAAAUGGUCAUUUUGUGGGUGAAGUAUUCCUUUAAGUAGGAGUAAUUUUGAUUAAAAUCUGUGUAAAUUAAGUAACUCAAAACGAAGAAAUGUUUGUCUUGAAGCUGUUUAUAGUCCAACAGAAGACCUGCGUUUUGUGUUGAAGAAGUUUAACAGAUGAGGACAUCUGAAAAAAUUCAACAAUGAGCGAAUCUGAAGGAGAAGAUAAAUCAGUGAUCUCUAGAAACUGUUUUCAACAGGUAGCUUUUUUCUAUUUUUACAAAUAAAGGUGCCGUUAGAGACAACAGACAACAACAAUACAUGUUACCUUUUAUUCCUGUUUUUAAAAAAGUGGAAUUAUUUUGAUUUUUUUGCAUUUCAACAUCAGUUUAGGAACAAGUAACAAAAAAGGUAUAAAAACAUAAAAUAAAGUAAGGGCUUCUACAUUAAAAAAACACAACACCACCCAAAGGCACCUCAGCAUGACUGGUUGCAAGAAUCAAUCCAGUUGAGUUUACCUGGUCUGAUUCUGGUUGCUGGUAACAGGAGCUGAUUGUCAGCCCAAAGCUGACCGAGUCCACACCCGUAAACCUGAGCCGGAGCUGGCAGUCAUGGUUGGGCCAGAGCCGGCUCAUAUUUGGUCCUCUGGGACCAGAAAACAGGCUACAGGUGUCCCGACUCUCAGACUCUACUGGCCUUAGUCAGAGGGAAAUCUGGGACAGGUGGUUACCACUUAGGUGGUUAUUUUUUUAGGCUUAAUAUUAGAUUGUUUUCUGUUUUUUUUUUUUUUUUCUGUAAUAUUAUGUUCAAUUUGUGCUCUUGAACUAAUCCAAGACUGACCGAGCUCAAGUCCAACAUAUAUUCAUGAAAGCAACCCCUAUCACCGUACUGGACACACAAAGAUUACACUGAUAUCUAUCUUCUCAUCUUGACAAUACGGAAGACAAAGGGAAAAAAAGUAUUUCACAAAAUAUUUCUUUAAAAAAAAAGCUCACAAGAACGGGAGUUUCCCUUGUGUGUAGAUUUGGUUUGAUAUUGAUUGUACAUUGGAUUUUGUGCUUUUUACCCAAUAAAGAGUUGAAGUUCA
This is a messenger RNA of Sebastes umbrosus (honeycomb rockfish), 4956 nucleotides long. RefSeq names its product G protein-coupled receptor 37 like 1a (gene gpr37l1a). Gene Ontology annotation, molecular function: G protein-coupled peptide receptor activity. Lineage: Eukaryota; Metazoa; Chordata; Actinopteri; Perciformes; Sebastidae. Bases 766 to 2370 code for a protein of 534 amino acids. Gene Ontology annotation, cellular component: signaling receptor complex; plasma membrane. The record is from RefSeq and is a predicted model, not a curated record. Gene Ontology annotation, biological process: adenylate cyclase-inhibiting G protein-coupled receptor signaling pathway; positive regulation of MAPK cascade. The transcript has 3 exons.